Molecule: messenger RNA, 1968 nt
Organism: Paramecium tetraurelia
Lineage: Eukaryota; Ciliophora; Oligohymenophorea; Peniculida; Parameciidae
Exons: 6
Biological process (GO): regulation of RNA splicing
Cellular component (GO): nucleus
Molecular function (GO): mRNA binding
Source: RefSeq, a predicted model, not a curated record
AUGAAUUCUUAAAUCGAAAGAAACUCUGAUCCUCCCCGCACUAAUGUGAUUUUGGUUGUUAUAACUAACAAGGCUAAUAAGACUCUGAGUCAUGAUAAGUAUUUUAAAGUGUUUAGCCCUUUCGGUACCAUAUAGAGAAUGCUCAUCUUUGAGAGAUCACUCACAUGGAAAACCUUUGUUGAAUUUGACAACCCAGACUCUGCCCUCAAAGCUAGAUCCCAGAUGAAUGACAAAUUCUUCUGCGAUGACAACACAUUGUUGAUGAAUGUGUAUGCCAGCAAAUUAACUUACAUAACAUUCCAAGAAAACAAUACUGGGGGAGUAGAUUACACUUAGUUACGAAAAAAAGAGUCGUCCCCUCCAAAUGAAGUUACACAAUCUUCUUCAUCCAUUAAAACAAAUCCCAUCUCUCCUUAACAAAACUUCUAAUUUUUGUAAUCCCAAAUGCAAUUCCAACACCAAAUGUCUCGACAAAUCUAGCAAAUCAAUUCCCUUAUGGGACAAUUGCAAUAGGUUUGUGCAGAAGGCUUUGUUGCACCCUUAUAGCAAAACAGCGACCUCCAGAAUCAAAUAGAAAAGCAGUAGUCCAUCUUGAAGGACAUCUACGACUUUUAACUUAAAUUCUCCAACCUCACAGACCAUUACUAAACCUUCUUAUAAGAGUACAACCAACUUGAUGAUUAAAAAUCUACCAGUGUUCAAUCUAGUAGCAAUGGCAAACAGAACAGGAAAAAACUGACACUCCCCAACGACAAAAAGGUCACCAAUGGAGAUUAGAUUGAAUUCAUACAAAGUUAUCAUGAAUCUGAUGUGACCAAGGAUGUUAUGUUCCAUAGUUCCGAUAAGUUGAUCGAUCAGAUGUAGGUUCAGAAGAUGUAUUAGAGUGAGGGAAAGAGUGUUGUCAAAGCAGAGGAACUCAAUUUCAAUGGAUUAGGUCUCAGAGAUUCUGAAGGCGAAGACGACAAUCUCCAAGAAUAUGAAGAAGAACUAUUCUAAAGAGUCAAUGGCAUUGAAAACGAGGAUGAUAAUGAAUUGUUCCAAUUGGUUGAUUAAAAUUAAGAGUCAAAUGAAGAAAAAUAAGAGAUCUUUAACAAAUGGAAUCAGGAGAUUAGAUCUGAGAAAAGUGACAACUUAGUUGCACAUCAAGUUGAAAAACAAACUCAGAAAAAUACUAUUGAAUAAUCAUCAAGAAGUGUGGACAAUAUUGAUUAAUUAAUUAGCAAAGGUAAAAAUUAGAGUUUAAAUCCAUAAAUCACUUCGAAAAGUCAGACUUUGCAAUAAUAAUAAGAAAAAAUUGAAGAAUAUGUGAAUCCUCUCUUUUUUAAAGCUCUUCGCAAAUCGAAAGUCAUCUAUGCAAGAUGGUUCGACAAGAAAGUUGUAACAUCCGCUAUGCUUUACAAUAUAUUUAGUAUCUAUGGCAACAUCGAUAAAAUGAUAUAUCUGAAGGAGAGAUCAAGUUGUCUCAUUCAGUAUGUGUUAUAGGAUCAUGCAGCCAUAGCCAAAGACGCUUUGAAUGAUAUCAUGUUUUAUGGAUAAUAAAUCAAAAUCUUUUUUUCAAAUUAUGAGGAAAUAUCCUUAAAAACAUAACCAUCAAAACCUGGUGAAAUAGCUUCCGAUCUCAAAACUCAAGAAGAAUACUUUUAGGGAGGAGAAGAAACUCACCGUAUCAAACCUGAUUCCACUUAUACUCUUGCUCCACCAUGUGACACAAUCUAAGUUUCUAAUCUUACAAGAAAUUCUUGCCAAAAUCAUAUUAUGUAAUAAUAUAUGCAGGAUUUUGGAUAAAUCAAAGUGUUGAAGUACUAAGAGUUGUUUUUAUUAUAUAGAAUUCUAUCUACUGGUAAUAAGUAUAUGUGUAUCCUGAAAUAUGCCACUAUUGAGGUGGCAUUGACAGUUUUGGCUAAAAUGAAUGGAUUAGAAUUGGACGGAAAACCUAUAUAAAUUAACUUUUCUAAACAAAAAUUAUGA